This is a messenger RNA of Hevea brasiliensis (rubber tree), 1220 nucleotides long. RefSeq names its product pathogenesis-related thaumatin-like protein 3.5. Lineage: Eukaryota; Viridiplantae; Streptophyta; Magnoliopsida; Malpighiales; Euphorbiaceae. Gene Ontology annotation, biological process: defense response. The transcript is spliced from 2 exons. Bases 151 to 888 code for a protein of 245 amino acids. The record is from RefSeq and is a predicted model, not a curated record. Gene Ontology annotation, cellular component: extracellular region.
AGGUUAAGGUGGAUGCCUCAAUAUAAAUUCAAUGCUCUCUGUAAUAACUUCCACGACUUCAAUCAACUACAACCACUCUAAUAACCUCCUCUUAUUCUUUAUUCCCACACAAAUCUCAAACGGGAAGCUUCUCUUCUUUUUCUGUCCCAGAUGGCGAUUACCUCAUGGUGUUAUCUUCUCCUGCUUGUCUUCUCUUUAGGCAGCCUAGCCAAUGCUACUUUUUUCACUCUCCAAAAUCUUUGCAGCUACACGAUAUGGCCUGGAACUCUCUCUGGAAACGGUGCUGCGACUCUCGGCGACGGUGGUUUUGUAUUGUCACCUGGUUCAUCAAUCCAGCUCCAGGCUCCACCCAGUUGGUCCGGCAGGUUCUGGGCUCGAACUGGUUGCAAAUUUGAUGAUUCAGGGGCUGGGAAGUGCGUCACCGGUGACUGUGGCGGCAUAUUAAAGUGCACAGGAGGUGGAGCUCCGCCAGUGACCCUCGCGGAGUUCACUAUUGCCUCGAAUCAUAAUGACAAGGAUUUCUACGACGUUAGCCUGGUAGACGGAUACAACAUUGGCUUAGGUGUGAAGGCACUGGGUGGGUCCGGUGAUUGCCAAUACGCAGGUUGUCAGGAGGAUCUUAAUGGGAACUGCCCAGCAGAAUUACAGGUGGUUGAUUCUGGUUCGGUUGUUGCCUGCAAGAGUGCUUGUGAAGCGUUUAAUGCACCGCAGUUUUGUUGCACCGGCGACCAUUCGACACCGCAGUCUUGCUCACCGACCCAGUACUCGGCGUUGUUCAAGAAUGCAUGCCCGACGGCCUACAGUUAUGCUUAUGAUGAUGCAACAAGCACUUGCACUUGCUCCGGGUCGGAUUACUUGAUCACAUUUUGUUCCAAGGGGUCUGGAUAGUCUCAUCUGACGCUCCAUGGUUUGGUUUGUUGUUGCCUUGUUGGGUAAUUGUGAAUGAUAGUUUCAUUUGAUUUACAGAGUAGUUAAACCAUACGCGGAAUUAUUAAGGGUGUAUGUUAUUAAUGACAAGUUAAUUAAUGGAUUAUGCUUUAUUUAACUUGAAAAUUCCUGCCUAAUCCAUUGUGAACUCAGUGUACAGACAUGUCUUGGUGGACGAGUAUAGGCAAGAAAAUCCGUUUGGGAGAUUAAUUUAUAUGGUUGGUUGGUUUGGUAGAGGGUAUUUUCCAAAGAGAAUAAAUUUAAGAUGAAGGGAAUUUCUUCAGUUUUUGUUA